This is a messenger RNA of Coregonus sp. 'balchen', 902 nucleotides long. The record is from the annotation of a GenBank genome assembly. NCBI's taxonomy places the organism in Eukaryota, Metazoa, Chordata, Actinopteri, Salmoniformes, Salmonidae.
AUGUCCCCAGUCUACAGGAAGAGGGGGUUGAACACUGUCCACACAUCACUGAUCCCAGACCUGCUAACAAAGGAUAGAGUGGCCCCAGAGGCAACAAACACUGCAGAUCAGACCAUAACUUCUCCCAGAUCCCUCAGUCAAACACAGACACAAAUACAGGGACAGGAACAGAGACAGAGAGUUCUCCUAAAAGCACAAAGCCAAACCUCCGGCAUCAAUGACAUUAGCACAGAGAGGAGACAGAGCGAUUGCUCCUGUAAGGACCACAGGUGAGAGGGGGAGGUAUGGAACAACAAACUCUGGACAUGUAACGUCUCCAACUCUGUCCCGUCACAAUCCAGAUCCCCUGGAAUUCCAGGAGCAGGCCCGGCCAGGAGAGACGCAUCAACAGACCCAGAGGACGACCACUGCCCGCCAGAAUACCCAGGUCCAACCUCCCCUCCACCAGAAUACUCCAGGUCCAACCUCCUCCCUCGCACAGAAUACCCCUGGUCCAACCUCCCCUCGCCAGAAUACCGCAGGUCCAACCUCCCCUCGCCAGAAUACCCCAGGUCCAAACCUCCCCUCUCCAAGAAUAACGCAGGUCCAACCUCCCUCGCCCAUAAUACGCAGGUUCCAACCUCCCCUCGCCAGAAUAACCCCAGGUCCAACCUCCCCUCGCCAGAAAUAUCCCAGGUCCAAACCUCCCCUCGCCAGAAUACCCCAGGUCCAACCUCCCCUCGUCAGAAAUAUGCCCAGGUCCAACCUCCCCUCGCCAGAAUACCCCAAGUCCAACCUCCCCUCGCCAGAAUACCACCCAGAGCAACACUUACAGACCCCAGGGAACUGCCAGCAGCUGCUACAACCACUACUAUAACCACUACUAUAACCACUACUAUAACUGCUGCUCCAUCCUCUACUAG